AUGCCCUCGCCACCAAAGCCCUUCAUCCAAAGGACUUACAAAGGUUUGACAUUUGAGCAUGAAGUUGAUGGGAGAGAAAUCACCCUGAUAGGUUUAGGUCCAGCAAGAACUAUCAAUCACUCUUGCGAGCCUAACGUGUAUUGGGAGCUGGAAACGGAGACACUUGACUACUUGCCAGAUGGUUCUUUACCUAACAUCGGAUUUACAUGUCUCCCUAUAGAAAGGGUCGAAGGAAAGUCCAUUAACCGUGGACAGCAUCUCACUGCUUUUUAUAGCGACUAUUUUGCUGAGAAUCUAUGGUAG
Kwoniella mangroviensis CBS 8507 is the source of this 303-nucleotide messenger RNA. RefSeq lists its product as uncharacterized. The record is from RefSeq and is a predicted model, not a curated record. The coding region runs from base 1 to 303 and encodes 100 amino acids. NCBI's taxonomy places the organism in Eukaryota, Fungi, Basidiomycota, Tremellomycetes, Tremellales, Cryptococcaceae. The transcript has 4 exons.